AUGCUGGGUCUAAUCCGCACGAGUUGCACAUCACUCACUAGAGGUGCUCGAGCACAAGCACAAGUGGUUCAAUAUGCCGGCCGGUCCAUGUCAACUCAGUCUUCCUCUAUAUUAGAUAGAGCACAUGGUCUUAAUGAAGAUCAACGUAUGUUGCUGGAUAUGGCUGAUGGUUUUGCUGAGAAGGAGUUGAAGCCAUAUGCUGCUGAAUGGGAUAGGACUGAG
Molecule: messenger RNA, 222 nt
Organism: Sphaeroforma arctica JP610
Lineage: Eukaryota; Ichthyosporea; Ichthyophonida
Exons: 1
Molecular function (GO): oxidoreductase activity, acting on the CH-CH group of donors; flavin adenine dinucleotide binding
Source: RefSeq, a predicted model, not a curated record